AUGGUUGAAAAGGACAAAAGAACCAAAGUAAACCAGCUGAAGCAAACACUGGAGAGUCUGAAAGAGGGGACAUCAGGCAUGGCUGGUUCCAGGAGCACCAACGGAUUCAAGUCCAGCAGCAAAGAGAAAGCCCCUCAUCUGCUCAACCUAACACAACCUUUCGCGCAGGCCCAGCCCCCCGGGGGUGGAGCCGCUCCUCCCCCACCCCCUCGCAGCGGGUCCUUGAUAAACCCGGAGCCGGGCCAGCGCGCCCGCCCCGUGCCGCCGGAAGGAGGGCGGCUCCGCAGCGUGUGCGCCCCUCGCCAUGGCGGCGCCGUCGCGGUUCCUGAUACGCGGUGGGCGCGUGGUCAACGACGACUCCUCGCAGGUGGCCGACGUGCUGGUGGAGGACGGCGUGGUGCGGGCGCUGGGGCGCGACCUGCUGCCGCCCGGGGACGCGCCGGCCGGGCUGCGGGUCCCAGACGCCGCCGGCAAGCUGGUCUUGCCCGGCGGCAUCGACACGCACACGCAGUUCCCCUUCAUGGGCUCGCGGUCCGUGGACGACUUCUACCAGCGCACCAAGAUAGCUGUGAAGCUCCUCUGGCGUCUGCCCUGCCCCGGGCUUCCUUCAGCAGCUCCUCAGAGCGGUCCAGCAGCCACGGCCCUGGCUUUGCAAGCCUUAAUCGCAGAGACGGAGCUGGUGGCUGGUCUCCCCUUGUGUCAAAUAAAUACCAGUGGCUGCAGAUUGACCUUGGAGAAAGAAUGGAGGUCACAGCUGUGGCCACCCAGGGAGGAUACGGGAGCUCCGACUGGGUGACCAGCUACCUCCUGAUGUUCAGCGAUGGCGGGAGGAACUGGAAGCAAUAUCGACGAGAGGAAAGCAUCUGGCAGCAGGACACAAAGUACAGUCAACAAAGGAAAAGGCAAGUGGACCAAAGUCUGGAGGGAACCAGAGGCAAGCUCCCUCGAGUCCUCUGCCAGUGGAACCACACAGGACACGCGCUGGGACCUGGGACCCUUUGCUGCAGUGUUGCAGUGCUUGCACCUCGACACACCUCUCCUCGAGCAACAAAAUAACAAAGAAACUGUAUGGGACUAAAAAUAAUGACGUGCACGCCCAGUUGGGGCAAAUUCUGGACGAAAGAUACAAAGAGACCAAAAAACCCAACUGCCACUUUUGAAGAUCCCAGAGCAAAAGCAGGGUACUGCACGUGCCCCCUGCACACAACACCACCUAAGCGGUGGGCAAACCACCUAAGCCACCCUUCUGGCCCGACCCCUGGACACACCCCUGCCCUCACGCCAUAUAACAGGGGUCCCCAACCCCCAGGCCGCAGCCUGGUAGGAAUCAGGCUGCACAGCAGGAGGUGAGUGGCAGGGGAGCGAGUAAAGCUUCAUCUCCUGCUCCCCAUCGCUCACAUUACUGCCUGAAACAUCCCCCCACCCCACCCCCUGCCGGUCCGUGGAAAAAUGGUCUUCCAUGAAACCGGUCCCUGGUGCCAAAAAGGUUUGGGGACCACUGCCAUCUAAGCAGCAAGCUCGCCCCCGCUUAGGGAGCACGCAAGCAAAGGAGCCUGUUGUUUGUUCUCGCUCCCCCUUGCUGCAGCAGGGGCCCCAAUAAAGCCUUGCCUGAAUUUCUUGUCUGGCCUUUGAUCAAUUUUUAUUGUUUAAGGACGCCAAGAACCCUGGUCGGUAACAAUUUCAAAAUACGGUCUUGAUGUCAUUGGAAGUAAUUUUUUUCUGACUUUUUCUCUGUUUUCAACAUCUUUGCCAGCAAAAGACAUGUUCCCAGAUGUCUUCUAAAAUGUUUUCUUCCUGAUCAUUUAGAAAGAUUGGGAAAGAAAGAGUAUUGAGAAACUUGAGCUGUACCUUUGCUGCACAGGAAGGGUGAGCUGUGUUCCAUCCUAGAUUAAUAUUUCAAGCAGGAGGGAAAAAAAAAAGUAAAAGCCUAUAACUUUAGCAAUGUGUUUGAAAAAUACUUGAUUUCAAUAAUGUUUCUAUCAUGCUUACGUUGCAGCUGUCUAAACAAUACAGAUAACAAAAGCAUGUCAAUUAAAAGCAGCAUUUAGGACCCAGUUUCACAGAUCUGCAUUGGCCCUGGGUUUCGGUUUAUUUCAGGGCCAGGCGCUGUGAGUUCCUGUGUGGUGUAGUUGUGCUCAGCCAUGGGGCAGGUGGGUUCCCUCUUGCUGUAGGAGAAGGUGGUGGGACACACGGAGAUGGUUAUCUCUUUCUGCUUUUGACUCUCCUGACUUGCUUCCACCAAGAGGCCAUAAACCCAAACUGGAAAUACUGAUUAAGUGCAUACUUUUUCCAACACAUUGACCACAACUUGAGAUUUUCAUGGCGGAAUAUAUUACAUAAAUGUCUGGAAAGCCAAUAUUUUAAGUGCACUUUAGGUAGAUGUUUGCUUACUUUAAUCAAGCAGAAGAAUAGAUUAUUCUUUUACCUUCAGGAACGUGUUGAGGUAAAUUUAUCUACAGAAGGGAAAACUUUAGAGUUCACCUGGUACAAAGCACCCGCAUCCGGAUAAACUAAGGUUGUUACCGAGUCCAAGCUUGCUGUGCUUGCUGCACGACAGGCCAAUAAAUCAGAGAUGACGCAUUGAGGGAAAGAAUACGACUUUAUUCGGAAAGCCAGCAGACCGAGAAGAUGGCAGACUAAAGUCUCAAAAUAACCAUCUUAUCGGGGUUUGGAUGCCAGUUUCUUUUAUAGCACAGAGAUGGGGAGGAGAUGAGGAGAUAAAGUAAAAGGGCCAUUAGUUUUGCGAAUAUCCCCUGGAAUGGCCAGCCUCAGGGAGGGGAUGUGUUAAUUUCUUUUUAAUUGCAGCCAUCCACAGGUGGACAGAGUCCGUAUGUUUCCCUGAACAAAGGCACUUUGGUUUAACAUUCAGGCAGAGGAACAGGGUUCCCCCGAGGCAGGCCAUUAUGUACAGACAGUAUCCUUUUAGUGAACAAAAGCAGCGGAAGGCAAAGGUUAAAGUCAAAGAAACAGAUCCAACGUGUAGUCAGAUUUGGUUCUUCCCUGUAACAAGGUCUCAAAGAGUGAGUGACUCCCUCCAGGUCACAUAUAAUAAUAAUAUAUAUAAUAAUAAAAAUUAUUCUGGUAGAGAAAAGAAUGCAGAACUCUAGCCACUCUAACUCCUUAGUUAAAAAAUGAGAUUUAUUUGCAGGAUAAGAAUGAUGCUGCUAUUAAAAAUAAUAAUAGCAAUAGCAAGUUUGAAAACUUUCACGUGGACCUAUUCAGGUGCUUCAUUGGCAUUUAAGGCCUUCUAAGUAUCUGUGCUAGCCUCCUUCAGGUCAGCCUGUGUUGCUGGGAAACUGCUUUUCUCACUACUCUCUGGACAAAACUCUGGGUCUAGUUUCCAUUAUUCCGUGGAGUGUUUUUAGAUCCCACCCGUUGUUAAACACACACACUUUUGUUAUUAAUACAAGGACAGAAUUUUCAGAGUUUUUUCUUUGUCUUUUAUUGUUAACAUUUUUUUAAUUGAGGUAUAAUUGACGUAACAUUACAUUGGUCGCAGGUGUACAAUGUCAGGAUUUGAUGUUUGUAUAUGUUGCAGAGUGAUCACCACAAUAAGUCCACUUAACAUCCACCACCUCACAUAGUUACAACACUUUUUUUCUUGUGAUGAGAAUUUUGAAGAGCCACUCUUCUAGCUACCUUUAAAUAUGCAAUACAGUAUUAUUAACGUACAUAGUCACCAUGCUGUGAAAGUCCCAUCCCCAUGACUUACUCAUUUUAUAACUGGAAGUUUGUACCUUUUAACCUCCCUCACCCAUUUGGCUCACUCAUCCCCUGCCUCAGGCAGCCACCAGUCUGUUCUCUAUCUGUGAGCUUGACAUUUUUUUGUUUGUUUUUUAAGGUCCCAUAUAUGUGAGAUGAUACGGUAUUUAUCUUUUUCUGUCUGGCUUAUUUCACUUAGCAUAGUGCCCUAAAGGUCCAUCCAUGAUGUUGCAAACAGCAAGAUUUCAUUCUUUUUUAUGACUGAAUAAUCAAAAACAGAUUUUUUAUUGGUUCUUUAGUAGAUGCCAGCUUCUGAUAUCAGCUUUUAGGUGAAAUUAUUGUUAAUCUUUUUAUGUGUGAUUUUAUGAGUCAGAGUUCAGAAGACCAUUUGGAUUUGAUGUUGUAGGCAGAUGUUGAAAAUUCAGUUUUUUAAUAGAAUCUUGUACUGUUUUGUAGAUUUUACUUUUUGGAUUUGAUUCUCAAAAAGAAAUCUUAACCUGUAAAAUGUUUCUUACUUCCUUUUCUUACCAGAAGAGAUAUUAGGAAUCAUCUAGGAAACAAAUGUAGCAGUUUUAUGCAAUUUAAGCAAUAAAAAUGAGUUUCAAAAUCCUCCUUUACUACCAGUAAAGCUUGAAUUUUGUACUUAAAUACAAUAUUUUCCCCCUUCCCCUUUUACCCAAGAUUUACCCGCCUAUUAAUGUGCUGCCCUCGUUGUCUCGGUGAAUGAA
Molecule: messenger RNA, 4430 nt
Organism: Balaenoptera acutorostrata (minke whale)
Lineage: Eukaryota; Metazoa; Chordata; Mammalia; Artiodactyla; Balaenopteridae
Exons: 7
Coding region: 1-1056 (351 amino acids)
Source: RefSeq, a predicted model, not a curated record